Venturia canescens is the source of this 1620-nucleotide messenger RNA. RefSeq lists its product as uncharacterized. The record is from RefSeq and is a predicted model, not a curated record. The transcript has 3 exons. The coding region runs from base 352 to 1221 and encodes 289 amino acids. Lineage: Eukaryota; Metazoa; Arthropoda; Insecta; Hymenoptera; Ichneumonidae.
GUAUCGCCUGUUGCCUUUCGCAGCGUAUAGAACCAAAGAACGACGUGCCUACUGCCGUAUCGAAACAGAAGUCGCACAUUGCGUUAAAUAUUUCCAAUAUUCAAUUCUGCUCAACAACAAAAUGUACACUUAGAAGGAGCAGGUUAAAUGAUUUUCAUCUUCCGAAAUUCUCAAUGAUACAAUCACUGUAUUUUGGGAACUUUCAAUUUGAUACUCGCUCGUUGACAACUCGUGAGCCCUCGACAUUGUUGUUAUACACUCAAUUUGUUUGUUAAGUUGAAAUAGAACGGUUGAAUAGUACUGUAUAUUAACUGAGAAAUUCGAACAAACAUUAUUGAUACAAAGAGAAAGAUGGCUAGGACAAAAGCUGGAAAAAAAAUAGUGAGCGCGUUAUGGAAACGGAGCAAUUCGUUGGGACGUCCGAUUGGAAGGUCCGCAAAACCGACGGAGAAAAGGAAAAAGAAAAAACAAGCAUUGGAUAGCAAUGGAGAUUCUUCCAACUCAACUCCGGAUACUUCUCCAAAAUCAGAAAAUCCUGACACAUCUCAAAAUGCAGCCUCACCGAUAGUAGCCAGUUCUCCUUCCGUUGUGACAGUUCCUAGCGAUCGGUCUUCCUCGAGUCCUAAAACUCUCAUUGGCUCUGCCCCAUCCUCGUCGCAGAUUAACGGAACGCUCGAUAAUAACUUGCCGAUGACGAGAAAUGCCAGCGUCCUAUUCCACAGCCUCUGCUAUUCCGAAGAUGUUUUAUCAUCUCUUCCCAACCGCACAUGGGCCAUACACUGCACAGAUACCCCAGCGAAACGCAUAGUUGUUAGUGCCGUGUCAAUGCACGAAUCUCAGGAGACAGGACUUGCUCCUUAUUACGUUAAACAGAUAAUAUUUGAUGAGAGGUUAAACUUUGAAAUUCUACUGGUGAAUUCCCGGAUAGUAUUAAAGGACAAACCGUCGUGUAUAUCGACGAUGGACGAGUUCGAAGACUUGCUGGAUUAUGUGGACGGUCUGAAGGUUUGCGGAGGUGGACCCUCGGUCAGUCAGUAUAGCCGAGUGAAUCCGGAGUGUGCUUACAGAGAUGGGAUGAACAAUUGGAGGCACAAUUUAUGUAGUAUCGAAAUAUCGAACGGAGAAGUUUGCGAAUCGUGUAACUCGUUGGACGAGAUAUUACGUAGGUAUGCUCAACGGACGAGAAUAACGAUGAAAUCAGCGAGCAAGCGAAAGCGAUGAAAGAAUUUAGAUUCAUCGAAGUUCGAUGAAAAGAGAGUGAAAAAGCAACAAAAACACGAUAACGAUGUUCCUUAGUGUGGUAAUCGCCCUAGUCCGUAAUAACGUUGAAAUACUGUUGAAGUGAUCAAUAUAUUUUGUUAACAAUUGCGCUCGUUUCGGUUUUUCUUCCGCGUCUUCGACCGUCCGAAAACUCGAAACUAAUUCUAAUCAUAGAUUUUUUUUUAAUAUUUCGACGUCAUCCAAGGGCUCGUGUUUAAAAAAGUGUUGGCCAACUGUCGGUGCUAUCGAUGCCUAGCGUCGAAACUCGGAUAAUAUUUGUUACGAAAGUUUAACGAAUAAACCCAAUUACUCAAAGACUAUAAACUAUAAUGAGUCUGUGAAUAAACAAAUUUCAACAAA